GUAAAUAUAAGAUAAAAAUUUAUUUGGAGGAGAGGCACGUGAUAACAACUUCCUGUUUUUUGUUUUUUUUUAUUCAGUCAAAGAUGGCGGCGACCUUGUGUUCGAAAAUAAUACCGAAGCAAGGAUGGCGUCCCCUGGCGCAGAGUGUCCGACACGGCUCCAAAGCGGUGACUCGCCACAAAAAGCCUAUGCACUUUCUCAAACAGAAACUUAUGGCUGUGACAGAGUACAUUCCUCCCAAACCUGCUGCACCCAAGGGCGCUUAUCCAGCCGAGACCAUACAAGUGAAAGAGGAAAGUGGUUUAGCAUUACUGAAGAAGAAACAGAUAAAAGAAGCUUUUCAGGCCAAUAAGAUGAUUGCUGUGGCUCAGAACAGUGGCAGUAAUGUGGAAGACAUCUUGAUUCUCAAAUACAGGCUUCAUAAACACAACAUCAGCGUCAAAUUCUUCCCCAAUGAGAUUAUGCGAUCAUUUCUAAAUGACAGUAAAUAUUGUAAUAUGGCCCCCUUGUUCUGUGGUCCCACUGUGCUGCUUGUGAGUAAAGAACCUAAAGUGAAGGAACUUUUGAAGACUGUGAAAGGCAGUCCACAGAUCACACUUUUAGGAGGCUGUGUGGAGGACUCCAUUUUGAGCACACAGGGUCUGUUGAAUUACUCCAAACUCCCAUCGCUGACUGUGGUUCAGGGUGAGCUGGUGAGCGGUCUGACCAUGUUGACGUCUCAAACCGCUGCUUUGCUUCAAAGACACCCGUCGCACCUGUCGGCCCUCCUCACACAGUAUCUCAAACAGCAGAGUGGAGACACAGAGGCAGCUACUGCAUCUGGAGAAUCAUCGUGAAGAUUUUCAACAGAUAUCUAUGAACUAACGGAAACUAGAACACUUUGGGCUGCUUGGUCAAUAUGGGGAUGUCCUUUUGGAAUUACUAGACCAAUUGCCAUCUUUCGGACUUGACUGUGGACAUUUACAAAUUAAUGUAAUUUAAAAUCUAUUAGCAAGUUCCAAUUAAAACUCUUAACUCUC
Messenger RNA from Boleophthalmus pectinirostris (great blue-spotted mudskipper), 1019 nucleotides. It is a transcript of the gene mrpl10, whose product is annotated as mitochondrial ribosomal protein L10. The transcript is spliced from 5 exons. Gene Ontology annotation, cellular component: mitochondrial large ribosomal subunit. Gene Ontology annotation, molecular function: structural constituent of ribosome. NCBI's taxonomy places the organism in Eukaryota, Metazoa, Chordata, Actinopteri, Gobiiformes, Gobiidae. Bases 84 to 836 code for a protein of 250 amino acids. Gene Ontology annotation, biological process: translation. The record is from RefSeq and is a predicted model, not a curated record.